Trifolium pratense (red clover) is the source of this 471-nucleotide messenger RNA. Its product is annotated as RING-H2 finger protein ATL52-like. Lineage: Eukaryota; Viridiplantae; Streptophyta; Magnoliopsida; Fabales; Fabaceae. The coding region runs from base 1 to 471 and encodes 156 amino acids. Gene Ontology annotation, biological process: protein ubiquitination. The record is from RefSeq and is a predicted model, not a curated record. The transcript has a single exon.
AUGGCUUAUUCUUCACAAUCUAAAGAAAUGUAUGUCCUCCCUGGGAUUAUAAUCAUUGGAUCAAUAGUAAUUGCUUUUAUAAUUUUCAGACUCACAAUGCAAGGAUGGUGCGACCUUAUCGAUCACGAACCUACCCUUCCUACAACAGUCAUAUCUUAUGAUGAGAAAUUUUCUGCUUGCAUGAGUUUAGAGUCACAUUCAAUCACAUUCAUGUACAAGGAAGGUGAUGCUGCAGAACAAGGCAUAAACCAGACGGAAUGUGUUAUCUGUUUAUCAGUCUUUCAAGAAGACGAAAGUGUUCGGAAGCUUCAUAGUUGCAAGCAUGUGUUUCAUACAUCUUGCAUUGAUAAGUGGCUUGGUUCUCAUUCGGGAUGUCCGCUAUGUCGCUCUAAGAUUGAUCAAGUAACUUCGCCAAAUGAAUCAUUGGCAAACGAUCACACGAUUGUGGCCAUUGUUGACUCCAGAAUUUGA